AUGCCGCGCAGCUGUUCGCAAUUCGAAACAUUUUGUUGCUGCGUGAUCGUCGGGCUGCUUGUCUAUUAUUUUACGCGCCAAGAUGGUUAUGAGGAAGAAAGAAGCAAAUUACCUCCAAAAUAUGCGCCAGAUUUUGCUGUUGGAAAUGUUGAUUUCCCUCAAGACCCAGAGAUUACGCGCAAAUUCUACGAGACGUCCGUGGAAGCGCGGCGAAAAUUGCUGUCAAACGUGCUUCAAAACAAGAGCUCUACGAAAGAGUGGGCGUUCGCUGGGUUGUAUAACGGACUCGUUCCAGAGGUGCUCUGCCCCUCACUAAUUCGAAUUGGUGCUGUAAAUGAUGGCGGGAAAUGGAUGUGUCGACCGUGGGGAAUGCCCGACAACUGCUCGAUUUAUUCAUUAGGCGUCAAUCAGGACACGAGUUUCGAACGCGAAGUCCAAGCAUUGACGGGGAGUCGAUGCCGGAUAUUUGCAUACGAUAAGAAUGCGCCGAAGAGCAAUUCGGUCCUGAAGGGAUUUGAGGAGAUUCGCGCCAAAUUCAAGCGCGGCUUCAUCGGUGAUGUGCAAGAUGAGGCGGCCGGGAAAUUGAGUUUAAUCGAAGAGAUGAGACUCAAUGGUGAUCAGGAGAUCGAGAUCCUGAAGAUUGAUAUUGAAGGCGGUGAAUUCGUAGUUCUACCGUCAAUUCUACAGCACACCAAAAUUUGUCAGAUCCUCGUCGAGGUGCACGGGGACCCAAAUCGAGUGCUGAAGCUGUUGAAAUUGCUCGGCCAACAUGAGUACAGGUUAUUCUCUUACGAGAUUAACGGGAAACAUCAUACGCUCGCCGAAUAUUCCCUCGUACACAAGGAUUGCUUCGAAAAGUACGGUAUCACCCCGUAUGCCCAUUAUUUGGACGGGCUGGACGGG
Molecule: messenger RNA, 903 nt
Organism: Mesorhabditis spiculigera
Lineage: Eukaryota; Metazoa; Nematoda; Chromadorea; Rhabditida; Rhabditidae
Source: the annotation of a GenBank genome assembly